UGCUUUCAGUUCUAGUGAAGCCACCGGUUGGGCCAGCCGCAGCAGCAGUGUUUCCAGACCGAACGUCCAUUAUCCACAACUACCCUGACCUUACACUCACCUGUGCAAAGAUGUCCUUAGUGCGUUUAAUUAGCAGCAAGGCAAGCCUGAUUGCCAAGCGUAGCUAUUCAUCGGCUGCUCCCACCACUAAGCUCUUUAUCGAUGGCAAAUUCGUGGAGUCCAAGACAAAUGAAUGGAUCGAUGUGCACGAUCCGGCCACCAAUAAGGUGGUUACCCGUGUGCCUAAGGCCACACAGGACGAGAUGAAGACGGCGCUGGAAUCGAACAAGAAGGCCUUCAAAUCGUGGAGCAAUCAAUCGAUAUUGACCCGCCAACAGGUCAUGUUCAAGCUGCAGGCUUUGAUCAAGGACAACAUGGGCGAGCUGGCCAAGAACAUCACCAAGGAGCAGGGCAAAACCUUGGCUGAUGCCGAGGGUGAUGUACUCCGUGGUCUGCAGGUUGUGGAGCAUUGCUGCAGCAUUCCAUCGCUGCAGAUGGGUGAGACGGUGGCCAAUGUGGCCCGUGACAUGGACACAUAUUCGCUGGUGAUGCCAUUGGGUGUUACCGCCGGCAUUGCCCCAUUCAAUUUCCCUGCCAUGAUUCCAUUGUGGAUGUUCCCCGUGGCCAUUACCACUGGCAAUACAAUGCUGCUGAAGCCAUCGGAGCGUGUGCCUGGAGCCACCAUGUUGCUGAUGGAGCUGCUCAAUGAGGCCGGCUGUCCGCCAGGUGUGGUCAAUGUCAUCCAUGGCCAACACGAUGCCGUCAACUUCAUCUGCGAUGCACCCGAGAUUAAGGCUGUGUCCUUUGUGGGCUCGGACAUCGCUGGCAAGUACAUCUAUGAGCGUGCCGGCAAGAAUGGCAAGCGUGUGCAGAGCAAUAUGGGUGCCAAGAACCAUGGCAUUGUGUUGAGCGAUGCCAACAAGGAGAACACAUUGAAUCAGCUGGCUGGUGCCGCCUUUGGAGCAGCCGGACAACGUUGCAUGGCACUGUCCACCGCUGUGUUUGUGGGUGAUGCCCAGAAAUGGAUACCCGAUCUCGUGGAACGCGCCCAGAAACUGAAGGUGAAUGCUGGUCAUGUGCCCGGCACCGAUGUGGGUCCCGUUAUCAGCUCGGCCUCCCGUCAGCGCAUCAAUGAUCUGAUUGAAUCCGGCGUGAAGGAGGGCGCCAAAUUGGUGCUGGAUGGUCGCAAGAUCAGUGUGCCCGGAUAUGAGGAUGGUUACUUUGUGGGUCCAACCAUUUUGAGCGAUGUCAAGCCACACAUGAAGUGCUACACCGAGGAAAUCUUUGGCCCUGUUCUGAUCAUCCUCAAUGCUGAUACGCUGGAUGAAGCCAUCUCGAUUGUGAAUGCCAAUCCCUAUGGCAAUGGCACCGCCGUCUUCACCACCAACGGCGCUGCGGCCCGCAAAUUUGUGAAUGAGAUCGAUGCCGGCCAGGUGGGCGUCAAUGUACCCAUCCCAGUGCCUCUGCCCAUGUUCUCGUUCACCGGCACACGUGGCUCGUUCCGCGGUGAUCAUCACUUCUAUGGCAAGCAGGGCAUCAAGUUCUACACACAGACCAAGACCGUUACUCAGCUCUGGCGCGAAACUGAUGUCACUCACACCCAGGCGGCUGUGGCCAUGCCCACCAUGAAGUAAACAUAUGUACACACAUAUGUCCACCUACAUACAUACAUACAACAAUAUGUAUGUUGGUAGCGGAAGAAAUUAUUGCAUUUAUUUUUUGUGUGCCUGUUAACUAGAAUUAAGCUAAGCCUAAAACACAACUGUAAAGAAAUUUAAAAAUAAACAUUUGAAAAUGAUAA
Molecule: messenger RNA, 1840 nt
Organism: Drosophila innubila
Lineage: Eukaryota; Metazoa; Arthropoda; Insecta; Diptera; Drosophilidae
Product: probable methylmalonate-semialdehyde dehydrogenase [acylating], mitochondrial
Exons: 3
Coding region: 111-1673 (520 amino acids)
Biological process (GO): thymine catabolic process; L-valine catabolic process
Cellular component (GO): mitochondrion
Molecular function (GO): methylmalonate-semialdehyde dehydrogenase (acylating, NAD+) activity; malonate-semialdehyde dehydrogenase (acetylating, [NAD(P)+]) activity
Source: RefSeq, a predicted model, not a curated record